This is a messenger RNA of Hibiscus syriacus, 120 nucleotides long. RefSeq lists its product as uncharacterized. Gene Ontology annotation, biological process: negative regulation of cell population proliferation. The record is from RefSeq and is a predicted model, not a curated record. NCBI's taxonomy places the organism in Eukaryota, Viridiplantae, Streptophyta, Magnoliopsida, Malvales, Malvaceae. The transcript has a single exon. Bases 1 to 120 code for a protein of 39 amino acids.
AUGGGAGAGUCCAAGAAGAAGGUUUCAUGCAGAAAUCUUGGAGGGUAUCUCAAAGAACAGAAAGAAAGGCUAUACAUUAUUAGAAGACGCGUUGUCAUGCUACUUUGCUGGCAUGACUAA